Molecule: messenger RNA, 578 nt
Organism: Fragaria vesca subsp. vesca
Lineage: Eukaryota; Viridiplantae; Streptophyta; Magnoliopsida; Rosales; Rosaceae
Exons: 5
Coding region: 1-351 (116 amino acids)
Source: RefSeq, a predicted model, not a curated record
AUGAAUAGGCAGAAUGCAAUAGAUCUAGCACUGAAUGGCAAGCAGCAUGAAUUCAUCGAGAUAGGAUUUCAAGAAGGUGGGCUUUGCUCGAUGUAUGGGAUCAAGAAGGAGAAUCAUUUGAGGAAUGCGACGCUUAAUUUGGGUGUUGUGUACAUGCAGGAACAGUACUGUAAACGGCUGAAAUCGCUCACUCGUUCUGUUAAGGGGAUUAGAGAAUUGACGGGCUGUGAUGAUAUCUACUGUUCAGCUUCAGAAAUUUCUGCUGUACCGACCGGCAUAGCAUGCCGGCCGGUUUUCCACCGCACGAUCUCCCUCCUACCCCACCCCCCACCCCCACACCCCCCCUGUUAAACGGCACAGAUCCGGACGGUAUGCUAUACCGUCCGGUACAGCAGCUUUUCCCCUGGUCUACAUACCUCCACAACAACAAAAAUUGGUGACUUUACAGAAAAACCCUCUAUAUUUUUGUCGUAUUCAUCAUCAUAAUCAUAUAUCUCUCUCUCUUCUCUCUCUCCUUCUUCUUCUUCUUCUUCUGUGAUAAGAUGUGAACCAUAUCGAAAGCCUGAGACCUAUUACAU